Messenger RNA from Miniopterus natalensis, 5111 nucleotides. The record is from RefSeq and is a predicted model, not a curated record. Lineage: Eukaryota; Metazoa; Chordata; Mammalia; Chiroptera; Miniopteridae.
UGUCCAUGCUGCGGCCACAGCCAGAGCAGGGCUUCAGGACGGGCCACCUCCACUACCCUGCCCACUUUCUCAGCACCAACUCUGUCUUUGCCUCUGUCACAGCGUCCGUGAAGGAGCACCCGAGGGCCACCCUCUUGUCUGAUGGCAGCCCGGCCCUGUCCAGGAAUGUCGGCAUGACAGUCUCGCAAAAAGGGGGUCCACAGCCAGCACCCAGCCCAGUGGGAUCAGGGACAAGACUCGGACCAGUCACAGGAGAGAUGGAUGAAGCUGAUGCUGUAGUUUUUAAACUUAAGCAGGCUGAUGACUCCCUUUCACUUACACCCUCCAGUGCUGAGUCCAUUUUGGUAGAAGACCCCUGCACUGCCUCACUGCGGAGCGAGAUCGAAGCGGAUGCCCACGGCUUCGAGGCUGAGUCCUGGAGUCUGUCUGUGGACCCGGCGUACGCAAAGGAACAAAAGAAGGAGGUGGUAAAGAGACAGGAUGUGCUUUACGAGCUGAUACAGACGGAGGUACACCACGUGCGGACGCUCAAGAUCAUGCUGAAGGUCUACUCCAGGGCCCUGCAGGAGGAGCUGCAGUUCAGCAGCAAGGCCGUUGGCCACCUCUUCCCGUGCGCAGAUGACCUGCUUGAGAUGCACAGCCACUUUCUCUCUCGACUGAAGGAACGCCGCCAGGAGUCCCUAGAAGAGGGCAGCAACCGGAAUUACAUCAUCCAGGAAAUCGGGGACCUCCUGGUACAGCAGUUUUCAGGCGAAAAUGGAGAAAGAAUGAAAGAAAAAUAUGGUGUCUUUUGUAGUGGACACAGUGAAGCGGUCAGUCAUUACAAAUUGCUGCUGCAGCAAAAUAAGAAAUUUCACAACUUGAUCAAGAAAAUCAGCAACUUUUCCAUCGUGAGACGCCUUGGCGUGCAGGAGUGCAUCCUUCUGGUCACCCAGCGCAUAACCAAGUACCCCGUGCUGGUGGAACGCAUCAUUCAGAACACAGAAGCUGGCUCCAAGGACUACGAGGACCUGACCCAGGCCCUGAACUUCAUCAAAGACAUUAUCUCACAAGUGGACACCAAGGUCAGUGAGUGCGAGAAAGGGCAGCGCCUCAGAGAGAUCGCGGGCAAGAUGGACCUGAAGUCCUCCAGCAAGCUCAAGAACGGGCUGCCCUUCCGCAAGGAGGACAUGCUGCAGCGGCAGCUGCACCUGGAGGGCCCGGUGUGCUGGAGGAGCACGUCGGGGCGCCUGAAAGAUGUCCUUGCCGUCUUAUUGACCGAUGUGCUGUUGCUGCUGCAAGAAAAGGAUCAGAAGUACGUCUUUGCCUCUGUGGACUCAAAGCGCCCCGUCAUCUCACUACAAAAGCUCAUUGUGAGGGAAGUAGCCAACGAGGAAAAGGCCAUGUUUCUGAUCAGCGCCUCCCUGCAAGGGCCUGAGAUGUACCAGAUUCACACCAGUUCCAAAGAAGAGAGAAACACCUGGAUGGCCCAUAUCCGAAUGGCCGUUGAGAGCUGCCCGGAUGAGGAGGAAGGGCCCCUCAUCGAGCCCGAGGAGGAGCGGAAGGUGGUGGAGGCCCGCGCCUUGAGGCUGAGGGACUUCCAAGAGCGACUGAGUAUGAAAGACCAGCAGAUUGCACAGAGCCUCAGGGAGAAGCAGCUGAUCUACCAGGAGAUGGCCAAAAUGACCGGGCUGGAAGACCUGCCUCCUUCCCCCCUCCUCUUCCGCGGAGGGGACCUCUCAGAGAACCUGCAGGGAGAGUGGAUCCUCAAGUCAGCCAUGACUGAGAUUGAGGACAUCCAGAGCCUGAUCUGCAGGGGGCUGGGCGGCACUGGUGGCCGGGGAGCCGAUGAGGAUGCGGCUGUGGGCCUGCACCCGAGGGCAGAGGCUUUUGGAGACUACGAUAGUGCCAGCGACCCCGGCAAGAAUGACAGUUUUAGGAAGAAGGUGUGUAGCGAUGACCUAAGCCCCCGAGACUGGCAAGACCCCGUGAGCAGUCCGGACGUGCAACUCGGUGACACCCCAGGGGCCUCCAAGGAAGAACCGUGGGCGGUGGAGGCACCGGCCACUGAGUCUGGCCCCCGUCUGCCCACUAUCCCAGCAUUGGAGCUUGUCCAGCGAAUCCAGACACUGUCCCAGCUGCUCUUCAGCCUCCAGGUGGUCAUCGCCCAGCAGGACAGCUAUGUGGAGAUGCAGAGGGCCUCCAUCCAGGAGCGCGAGCAGCAGUUCCAGCUGCAGUCCUCACGCGGGAACCUGCUGCUGCAGCAGGAGCGGCAGCGCAACGCCGAGAAGCAGCGAGAGGAGCUGGCGGGUUUGCAGAAGCUGCAGAGUCAGCUGCGGCUAGAGCAGCAGCACUGGGAGCGCCAGCGGGAGCACCAGUUGCAGGAGUUGGACCUGGCCUGGGCCCGCCUGCAGCAGCGCGAGAGCGAGGCAGCGCGGCUGCAGGAGCAGCUGACCCAGGAGCGCGCCGAGCUGGAGCAGCAGCGCCAGGCCUACCAGCACGACCUGGAACGGCUUCGCGAGGCCCAGCGCACUGUGCAGCGCGAGCACGAGCGGCUGGAGCAGCUGCGGAGGCUCAAGAAGCAGAACACGGCGCCUGGGGCACUGCCACCCGAGCUGCCCACAGAGAUGAGCAAGGGAGAGUGCAGCCUGCAGGUCCAGCCCCCAAGCCACCCCCUCAGCUUCAACGGCGAAGGCCUGGAAGGGCCUGAGCGCCCUGAGGUAGCUCGCCGGGACAGCGCCCCGCCUGAGAGCCGGCCGGCCAAGAGCGAUGUGCCUAUCCAGCUGCUCAGCACCACCAACCAGAUCCAGAGGCAGGCGGCCGUGCAGCAGCAGAUCCCCACCAAGCUGGCUGCCUUCACCAAGGGCGGCAAGGACAAGGGCAGCAAGAACAGGGGCUCCCAGCGCAGUGAGAGUUCGGCCUCCUUCGACCUGAAGCAGCAGCUCUUUUUCAGCAAACUCACGGGCAAGGACGAGUGUGCCUCUCGGGGCCACCGCUCACUGAGUCCUGUCCGGCUCAGCAGCCACGGCUCCACACCACCCCCAGAUCUCUCCUGCCAGGCUCCAAGCCCAGGCCCGGCUGACACGUCCCCCGAGUACUUCCCCUCCCUGCCCACGCCACAGCCCCUCACGCCACUCAGCAAGGAGGAAGUCAGCAAGGAAGACGUCAUCUUCUUCUAGGGGAGCACGGCUUGAGCUGCAGAGCCCUCCCUGUCCUGCCUGCCUGCUGUGCUCUCUGGGAAAUCGCCAGCUGCCCCUCUUCCUUGCCCCGCACAUCACCAUGGAUGACUACCUGGCCGGGGUCAGGGUCAGAGUUGGGGCCCACCUGUCGUCUCCAGGGUUUUUCUUGUAGGAUUAACAGUGGUGCCUUUUUUUCUACAAAAAGGAACAUUUUUAAUUGGUUGAACCAGAGCUAACCCAAGGAGCUGUUUUAAAUCGUAGCACCCCAUUUUGGUAGGGAGAGAUCGAUUCCAAGCAAUUUGUCCAAGGUAGUGACAAACUGCUGGUUCUACAUGGAAUCUGAUGACAGACCAGACCUCAGUGUGAGGAGGAGGUGCCGGCGCCACAGCCAUUAGGACAACGCUGGAGCUGGACUGUAUCUUUAGGGCACCAGGAGGGACAGGGAGUGUCGGCUGUGUCUUGGCAGAAUCAAAGCAGUCUACAUGGGUUCCUGGUGAACCUCAAGGCAAGGGCAUGGGCAAGACAAGGGCGGUACAGCCCACCCAGGGCAGGGCCCACAGGGCAGAGUGGCUGGAAAGGAUGGCCAGUGGCACUCAAGGCGAGUUCUUUAGAGUCAGAAGCUCAUCUUGAAAGGAUCUGACUGUAACUCAUGUAAUUUGGUGGGUUUUUUUUAAAACCUGCUUUAGUUAAACUCGGUGCUUUCCCAAGGCACCUCACCAAGUCAGCUUGGUUCUCCAGGGGCUCAGCCUGUGAGGAAGCCAAAUGAAGAAGUUCGGCCAGGGACAGCACACCCCAAAGUCCCAGCCCCAGGCGGAGAGUUCUCAGUCCCCAUGAGAUGGGCUCGUUUUCCCAGGGCCUCCAGGAAGAAACCCGCUGGGCCGGUAUCUGGUGCUGAUGGGCUGGUGCUGGUAUAACACGGAGCAGAGCAGUGGGGCUGCCGUGGGGGUGAAAUGCUAGAAGGAUCACACAUGACCUGGAAACCUCCAUUGGAUAGGUGGCCACCUCAUAGGCUCCUCGCAUCCAGUGAGCUGCUGUAGCUGAUUGUCAGCUUACCCCUGGAAGAGGGCAAGGGCCACCAGUACACCUGCAUGGCUGUAGAUGUUGGGGAUGGUGUCACAUGUCCAGGGAUUGUGAUUGGGCCAGAUCCACAUUCCACCUGUGGCCAAACACAACUUGGGUGCUGGUGUAGGAAAAGGGACACUACACACUUUUUCUGCAUCCCAGGCUCCCUCCACUGGGCCCGGGGCCCAGCACCUCCCAAAGUGGUGCCAGGAGGACUGGGUCCUGGGUUGCCCAGGAGUUGGGGCACCCAGGGUCAAGGUGACACAGCCAGUCAGUGACCAGGAACUGAAAGCAGCAGUUCAGAGCCACUCCUGAGCACAGCCCCCCUGGCGCCUACCCUCAGCUUUGCCUACGGGACCGGCAGCAUCAGCAAGGACCAAAGAGAAAGUGUCCUCCUCUGUCCGCAACACACGUCAGAGCUCAUCUGUGCUGUAUCUGUAAUCAGUGUGUUUUUGUACUGAGACGAAUCAGAGCACUUUAGGAAAUUCUACUUUACUUCCUGUCCUUUUGUGAAGAGAACAUUCCUGGGCCUCAGACACCAGGUCCUCAGACAGUAAGUCCAGAAAAUUCCCCUUGGCCAUGUGAUGUGAAUGGACACUUCCUGCCUCUUGGCUGAGUGGCCUCUAGUCACUGCAGUGAGACGGGUCUUGGGCACAUCCCCUCUGGCCAGUACUCUGUGGUCCCUCCUGGGUGGGGCCCGAUUUUGUUUGUAAAGUUGGCGGCCAAGCACAUUAUUCCUGUGGGAUCUGUGCACAUCUUCAGUGAUUCUGACAUGACCUUAGUCACCCAGUGAUUACUAUGAUUUCAGCUUUCCCUCCUACGGGAUGUUCCAGAACUACCUUAGAACUUAAGACCUGAUUCUAGCAAUAAAAGUGUCUUAAGAUGAGCUGA